Molecule: messenger RNA, 857 nt
Organism: Meira miltonrushii
Lineage: Eukaryota; Fungi; Basidiomycota; Exobasidiomycetes; Exobasidiales; Brachybasidiaceae
Exons: 2
Coding region: 70-786 (238 amino acids)
Biological process (GO): transcription initiation at RNA polymerase III promoter; DNA-templated transcription
Cellular component (GO): RNA polymerase III complex
Source: RefSeq, a predicted model, not a curated record
CAUCAUCUGUGGAGAGAUCAUCUAUAAUCAUGCAAGCUUUGCGGUAGCCUUACUCACCACAACGUCAACAUGUUCACUUUAACGGUGAUUCACGAUACGAUCAAAGUGUUGGCAUCACAGCUAAACGCUGAUGUGAUUGCAAGUUUGACACAUAACAUCAAUGCAAAAUACAGUAAUCGAAUCUUGCCAAACGUCGGUUUAUGCGUUGCUCAUUUUGACUUUUUGGAUGUAAGUGAAGGGCAUAUUCGACAUGGAGACGGGAAUACAUAUUACAAAACAACUUUUAGGCUGGUUGUCUUUCGACCUUUUAUCGGAGAAAUUUUGGUUGGAAAAGUGAAAUCUUCCGAUGAAAAUGGCCUUCGAAUCACGAUGGGAUUCUUUGAUGAUAUUCAUAUCACGCCUGAAGGUAUGCCACAACCUUCUGCAUACGAUCGACAAGAAGCUGCUUGGUUUUGGGUUUGGUUAAGUGAAGAAAGUGAAAAUGUGGAUGCAAUUUUGGAAGAUGCAUACGAAAGUAAAAAAGAUGAACGUUUUUAUAUUUACAAAGAUGAACUUGUUAGAUUCGUCAUUGAUGGUGACGAAUUCAAUGAACCUGAACCGCCAGGACCGAAUGCAUGGAAAGAGUCUAAUGCCGGUAAAGCACCAGGACAAACAGGCACAGAUGCAAUCACUGUGGAUACGAGUAAGCGUAUUGCGCCAUAUAAAAUCAAGGCAUCCAUGUCCAUCCAAGGCACAGGUAUGGUAAAUUGGUGGAGCGAAGCACAAGCUGUAGAAGGAUCCGAGUAGUGCGACAUACUGUAUAUCAUCCCAAUCAAAUCUGUAUAUGUAUUCGAAUGAAGCUUAAAAUUCUGUUCAAC